Eutrema salsugineum is the source of this 1371-nucleotide messenger RNA. RefSeq names its product putative F-box/LRR-repeat protein At5g25860. The transcript has 4 exons. Bases 1 to 1371 code for a protein of 456 amino acids. NCBI's taxonomy places the organism in Eukaryota, Viridiplantae, Streptophyta, Magnoliopsida, Brassicales, Brassicaceae. The record is from RefSeq and is a predicted model, not a curated record. Gene Ontology annotation, molecular function: protein binding.
AUGAAAGCCCAAAAGGUUGGAUCAUCUUGCUCUAGAGAUGCAAUCAAUAAUAUCAACUCUCUUCCAGAUGAAAUACUUGCGCAGAUCUUGUCUUUUCUUCCAACAAAACGAGCGGUUUCUACAUGUAUCCUCUCCAAAAGGUGGAGGAAUCUGUUUCCAUUGAUGAAUCAUCUCUUUGCUUCCCAAAAUGAUUUAUACUUUGACGACUCGGAUUUACUGCAUCCCGAGAAUCAUUACUUAGACGACUCGGACGAUGUGCACCGUGGAUUCGGGGAUUUCGUGGAUAAAGCACUUUCCGGUCGCAUGUCCAUAAAGAAGCUCACGCUAAAAUGUCUUUCCGGUAGUAUCUCUGUCGCGCUUAUCAACAAAUGGACACGCAUUGCCUUGGACCGAGGUCUCGUGGAUCUUGAUCUGCGUAUAAGAACAACGGGAUCGUAUGAAGAGGUAGCUCUUUUGUCUUCUAAUGCUGUCUUCACAAACAACACGCUGGUUAAGCUAACAUUAGGAAUAGAGGUUAAUCAUCUGGAGAUGAGUUUACCAAAAGUGUUCCUUCCAGUGCUAAAGAGUCUCUUCCUCCAUGGAAUUCUGCUUAGAUGCCAUGACUUGUGCCUUAACAUGCUUCCUGGUUGUCCAACACUUGAGGAACUAUCCUUAGAAUAUUACCCAAGCAAGCUCCGGAUUGAUGAACUAGAAAUGACAGAGUUAAGUAUAUCCCACAAUACCCUCAAGAGACUCACAUUUCACUACAAUAGCUGUUGUGCCCUCUCUCCAGUCACGCAAUUCAACACACCGAGUCUUGUUUACCUCGACUUCUCUGGUUUUGCCUUGCAUUAUAAGUCAGUUUCCUAUUUCUUGGAUUCCCUUGUCGAAGCCAAGCUAGAUGUUGAUAUGCCACGGGAAUGCAUUCAUCUCUGUCGUCCAUCUAUGAUCAUUAAUUGGAUGAGCAACGUCAAGAACCUUUCCCUGUCUUCUACUUCUGUUAAGCUUAUCUACUCAAGCGGUACGGAAUUUCCUUACCUUGUAAACCUUGUUAAGCUUUCUUUAGAGAGUAAUACAUCACAUGGUUGGCAAGUGCUUCCGAGUCUGCUCAACAAAUCUCCAAAACUUGAAACUUUGGUCCUCAAGGGCUUGCACUGUGUAAGAAAUGAGGGAGUCCACAUUGAUCCAAGCCAAGUGAAAAUGUUGGAGAUGUAUGGUUUUAGAGGAAAUGGUGGAGAAUUUAGUCAAUCCAAGUGCUUUUUACGUCAAAUGCAGUCUCUUCAAGUGAUGAAAGUGGAAAUUGAUGCUGAUGAUAACAAAAGACUGCAACUCAUCAGUGAUCUUCUUGCUCUUCCUGACCAUUCAUCUAAAUGCCGAAUCCAGUUCUUUUGA